CUGAAUUUGUAGGUUUCGGUAGGUAGUCUAAUUUGCCUGAUAUGUUAAGCAGAAGGCAGCAGUUUUUCCGGCAUGAAAUUUGAGUGAAGCGCUGAUGGUUUGACGUGUUGGACGUGGAAUCAGCAAGUAGGCUGUGCAUUAUAAUACCACGCUCCCAGACAGCAUCUGCUGGUACGUCAUAUUCUAAAAACGGCCGGCGUUCUUGGAAGUUGGCAAAAGUAGUAAACCCGCUUACGACAGCGCUGAGCGAAAUACAAAGCACGCUGCUGCUUCGAUCACGGUGUUGAGCCUACCCUGCUGCCAUCCCUCCACCUUGCAUUGCUGUGCUUUGCCGUCAUAUGGAAUCCCACACGACAGCCACAUUGUCUGCAUCUGGCGCAAAUGUUGCGGCCAUUUCGAAUUCACAUUUGGCGGUCGGCCAGUUGCCCAGCAUGCAGCCACUACCUCAAAUUCGGGACCCUGAAUGGCUAAAAGUCGAGGUAUGCCGUGAAUUUCAACGAAGUGCCUGCAAACGUACAGCAGAAGAAUGUCGUUUCGCCCACCCUAGUAAAAACAUACAAGUUACGACAGACGGAAAAGUUAUUGCAUGCUAUGACGCGCUAAAGGGCCGGUGUACUCGUGACUCUUGCAAGUAUCUACAUCCGACGUACCAAAUAAAGCAGCAACUCGAAGUUAACGGCCGGCAGACUUUGAUGCAGAAUCGCGCCAUGUUACAGCAGAUGUUGCCUCUACAUCAAAACCUUAUGCAAGCUGUGCCGCAAGGUGGUCUCGUGUAUGAGCCGGUAGCUGGCGCUGCAGCGCAACCGAUGCCGACCAGUCUUCAUGCCGGUUUAUACAGUCCAGCAGUGGCCACUACAGUGCCUGGUUCUUCUGCAUACAGCGUUUUACCUUCAGAUCUGGCCACUUUAAACCCACAUUUGAUGCAAUAUUACCCGAUCUCCCCUUCCCCUGCCCACCAGAUCGCUUUUGCCACCCCAACAACCAGCCACCAGGUGGCAGCAAUGUUACCAGCACCAGGAAGCAUCAGAGCUGACCGGCUUGAGGUUUGCCGUGAUUUUCAGCGUGGUAAUUGCACAAGAGGCGAAUUUGAAUGUCGCUACGGCCACCCUCCCGAUCGUUCUAUGAUAGACGUUACUGACAACACAGUAACAGUGUGUAUGGACUGUAUUAAAGGAAGAUGCACACGGGAGAAAUGCAAAUACUUUCACCCACCAGCUCAUUUGCAGGCGAAGAUACGUGCUGCCCAGAACCCGAACGCCGCCUUCCUACCACAGAUGGCUGCAUCUGGAUCCAUCACGCCACAACCCGCAGUCAUGGCGCCCAAAAGAAUACUCGCCCUGGAAGACAUGAUCGGCAACGGUAGCAGUAUUGGUCAGCCGCCUUUGAAGAGGCAUGCAUUGGAGUCUCCCGCGAUAACAACUGCAACGUCAACACUUGGCAGUUCCCCAGCCCUCCCGCCAUCGCCUAACAGUUCCCACAACGCUGCCACACUUGCAGCUUUGUACAGUUUCAAUGGAAACGCAGCUUUACAAAAUCUUACGGCACUGCCACCCCACGUUUUACAAAGUCAGCCGACUCUGCCCUACUACCCACAAAUGCCGAUUAUGCAGUUAUAUGGUGGCACAGGUAGCGCCAUAGCGCCACCUGCCGCCCAAAGCGCUCCUCUUACAUCCUACAGUUUACCUGUGUCAAGCUCUAACGCAAAUAACGGCUCCACGCCUUCCUAUGCUUUGUUGAACGGCCAAAGCCAGCUUUCUCGAGACUACCUACCCAAACUGAAGGUGCCGAACGUGGCCCACGACAGCGGGCAGCCCACCAGUCUUACUGUGUGCAGGGAUUUCCAAUCCGGAAAAUGCAUUCGUCCAUAUUGUCGUUUCGUUCACGUACGGGAAGAUUAUGUUGAAAUAAAAGACGACAAAGUCACUGUGUGUCGCAAUUUCCUUCAAGGCAAAUGUUCGCGACCCCAGUGCAAGUAUUAUCAUUUCCCAACUCAUUCUAUGACCGACCACCCCCGUGACCACUUCGAAACUUUCACACCGGUUCGCGCAACCAGCGAAACAAGCCCGGACCUAAUGGGUCUUAUAUCCAACGGUCUUGUUACGCCUUCACAGAGGCCUAUACUACAAGGUACUGAGUGCUCACCGAUUUAAGCACGCCUGUGUUUUGAGCACAUUUUUCACCUAUUUGCACCGACUUUUUUGGGAACUUUACACUAUGUUCUGCUCCAGGCGGGACAUUUUCCGCCGUUUUCAAAACGCCUACAGUUACUAUAUAUAUAUAACAGUAUAGGGCCUAAGGUGCGACGGUUACUGUCAACGAAUAGAUAACAGUCCCUCUUCAAGAGGUUAUAAUGUACAUACCAACAUUAAAAAUAAUCACCGUGCUGCUUGGACAUCGUUACCUAACCUAAUGUGUUGUUACUUUAAAAACUUUCUCUCUCUAUAUAUGUUUGUGUGUGUGUGCAUAUUAUAUACCAAUGCACACGGUGACCGUUUUAAGUUCCCGUUUUUUUUUUCGUGUUUUAACCGUUAUAGUUCCCGUUCCUAUACCGUUCCUGUCUUUUGAUCACGAAGGUGGCGUCUGCUGUACUGUGACUUAUCGACGGUAAACCUUUUUUCGUCACACACUUCUAACUAGUGAAGACUGCUAUCGGCUUGUUUUUAUCCACAGUAAACACUGUAAGUGAUUUUACGCUACAGCGCCACCCAACGACGACAUUGCCUUGUAUGCCCAACGGAUUUUCUUUUUUCGCUCGAAAAGUUCCAAUUUUCAACGCGGCUUUCGAAACCUGCAAACCCUGUGCACUUAACGGUCGCCGCGCGGCUAAAACGUCAAAAUUAAGCUUGGCAGUUCCAUUUCGAAAUAGGCAAUAUGUGUUACAGUGUUAUAUAUAGCGAGAAAGCGCCCUAGGCAUGACUAGUGCAAUCUGCUGGCUGUCCGCAUUUGACAGUCUUUGGUCAUAUAAUAACUUGCUCGCAACUUUGGUCUUCAACUAACGCAAAAUUCAAUUGCGCUGCGUCGCGCCGCACACCGCAUCACUGCGCGUGCCUUUUCACGUGAAAACACCGCUUUAGAAGGGUACAUAGUACCGCCCCCAUACGCCCCUACUCCCGCCUAGGUGCCUUCGUCUAUUCUUAAAGCGCUUUUAUUUAUUGUCUUAUGUUUAAAACAAGUAAAGCGCAGCGCUAGUAAUGCACCCGAACACAAGUCAUCAAGCAGCGAGUUAAAAGUCUCCGAAUAAACGUCAUUCUGCCACUUUUGCAGACGCUUGUUGCUCUAGAAACAUGACACCUAUGAACAUGUACAUACUAACCUACUUACGUGUCCUUAUAUUUUAACUUGUUUGUAAAUAGUCGUUUCUUUUACACCGGUGAAUAUGAACUGAAAUCUAAACUUUGCGCAUUUUAAAAACGGUUUUACAAUUUCUUUUUUAGACGAAAUUUAGUGUUCCAACUUUUUAAGUCUCGUUAAAUAACCUUUCAAUACAAGUACCACAUAUGUUGAAUGCACUUGUUAUUCUAAUCAAUAUGUCUUUUAACAAGUUCCCCGCGUGAAUAUUUUGUCUUAUAAAUUUACGCGAUAAAAUUCGUGCUGUUGGUAUAAAAUUAGAAAGUAAAAAGGCCUAUUUUAAUUGGGUACAUUUUUGUGUUUUUUUUUUAAAUAAAGACUAUUGUAGCGUAAAAUUUUGAACAAAUAACUAGUCACAAAAUGCAUUGGAUAUUUUUAUUAAAUUUGGUCAAGAAAACAAUUUUGAAGUUUCGUAUAUACAUUGUAACAAUUAUAUUUUCGUAUCUGUUUUGGGUUUUUGUCGUAAAUAUUCAAAAAAAAUAUUCUUGGUCAUUAACAAAGUGUAAUUACUGAUUAAAUUGAAAUAAAAUGUAUCGGAACAUA
Molecule: messenger RNA, 3891 nt
Organism: Ciona intestinalis (vase tunicate)
Lineage: Eukaryota; Metazoa; Chordata; Ascidiacea; Phlebobranchia; Cionidae
Source: RefSeq, a predicted model, not a curated record